Thalassophryne amazonica is the source of this 817-nucleotide messenger RNA. RefSeq names its product hydroperoxide isomerase ALOXE3-like. The transcript has 5 exons. Gene Ontology annotation, biological process: lipid oxidation; linoleic acid metabolic process. Bases 49 to 735 code for a protein of 228 amino acids. Gene Ontology annotation, molecular function: metal ion binding; oxidoreductase activity, acting on single donors with incorporation of molecular oxygen, incorporation of two atoms of oxygen. The record is from RefSeq and is a predicted model, not a curated record. Lineage: Eukaryota; Metazoa; Chordata; Actinopteri; Batrachoidiformes; Batrachoididae.
CUUGGAUUUGAGGGGCUGUUGGAACUCCAGCGGAGGGCACUCUCUGAAAUGACCUACAGCACCCUCUGUCUGCCAGAGAACAUCACUGCACGAGGACUGGAGUCCGUCCCAAACUUCUAUUACAGAGACGAUGGACUGAAGCUGUGGAGCAUCAUCAACAGCUUUGUUCAGGGAGUAGUGGAGUAUUAUUAUCCCUCAGACUCUGAGGUGUGCAGAGACUCUGAACUUCAGGAAUGGAUCAGUGAGAUAUUCACGCACGGCUUCUCCGGAAACAAAGCUUCAGGUGUUCCUGCAUCCUUUCAUACUGUUGAAGAUUUGACCAAGUUCAUCACCAUGGUGAUCUUUACAGCUUCGGCUCAACAUGCUGCAGUCAACAGUGGGCAGUUUGACUACUACUCUUGGCCGCCCAAUUGCUCACUCCUGCUGCGUAAAGCUCCCCCAACCACUAAGGGGCAGUCCAACAUGAAGACCAUUUUGGAGACCCUCCCAAAUGUUGGCGAGACAGUCCGCUUUGUAUCAAUGGUGUGGCAGCUUUCAGCCAAAUACACCGACAUUGUUCCCCUCGGGUCCUAUCCGACAGAGCGCUUUGAUGAGGCUGUGCCCAAACAGCUAAUCAAGGAAUUUGCAGCAGCGCUAUCCAUCCUCAGCGAAACUAUUGUGAGACGAAACAGUGAGCUUGUGGUGCCGUACACAUAUCUCAAUCCCGCUAACAUAGAGAAUAGCGUAUCAAUGUAAACUUUACGGAAGGCUAUCUUUCGUAAAGUGCCUGAGAUGACAGCAAACACCUGAGAAAAGUUAAUAUAUUUAGAAGCAAAAU